Messenger RNA from Puccinia triticina, 4953 nucleotides. RefSeq lists its product as uncharacterized. Gene Ontology annotation, cellular component: cytoplasm. The transcript has 5 exons. The coding region runs from base 1 to 4953 and encodes 1650 amino acids. Gene Ontology annotation, molecular function: 3-dehydroquinate dehydratase activity; 3-phosphoshikimate 1-carboxyvinyltransferase activity; 3-dehydroquinate synthase activity. The record is from RefSeq and is a predicted model, not a curated record. Gene Ontology annotation, biological process: chorismate biosynthetic process; aromatic amino acid biosynthetic process. NCBI's taxonomy places the organism in Eukaryota, Fungi, Basidiomycota, Pucciniomycetes, Pucciniales, Pucciniaceae.
AUGGCCCACCAGCUCUGUGAUGUCCAGACAGUCUCGAUCCUGGGCAAACCUGCGAUCAGGCUCGGCUACCACCUAGCCCCGUACAUCGCCCACACCGUCCUCACCGAGCUGCGCUCGUCGACCUAUGUCCUCAUCACCGACAGCAACGUCUCCCCGCGCCAUCUGCCCGCACUCAAGGCCGCCUUCGACAGCCAACUCCCCGCGGCUGCCCGGCUGCUCACCUACAUCCUCCCCCCCGGCGAGCAGAGCAAAUGCCGCGAGAUGAAGGCCGUCCUCGAGGACUGGCUGCUCGACCACCGCUGUACCCGGGAUACCGUCGUGCUCGCUUUGGGCGGCGGGGUGAUCGGCGAUCUGAUCGGCUUCGUCAGUGCUACCUUCAUGCGCGGAAUCAGGUUCUGCCAGAUCCCUACCACCCUUCUGGCCAUGGUCGAUUCCUCCGUGGGGGGCAAGACGGCAAUCGAUACUCCCCUAGGCAAAAAUUUGGUCGGCGCAUUCUGGCAGCCAUCCUUCAUCUUCAUCGAUGCGGCCUAUCUGGAAACCCUGCCCGAACGAGAGUUCGUCAAUGGAAUGGCGGAAAUGAUCAAAACCGCCGCAAUCUGGGAUGAAUCCCAAUUCGAAAAAUUGGAAGCUAACGUCGAGUCAAUUCGAUCGGCCGUCCUAUCCCCACCUCCUCGCGAUCCGCUCAACCCAUCCCCUGGGCGAGAUCUUGCCAGUCGCUCUCAAGCACAACAGUUACUCCUCGAAGUCAUCGCCGAUUCCGUCGGUGUGAAAUCAGAAGUGGUCACCAAAGACGAAAAGGAGACCGGGCUCCGAAAUCUCGUCAACUUCGGCCACACCAUCGGCCAUGCCAUCGAAGCCGUCCUAACUCCUGCGAUUCUCCAUGGCGAAUGUGUUUCGAUCGGCAUGAUCCUCGAGGCCGAGGUCGCCCGUGCCCGGGGCUGUUUAUCAUCAAGCGCGAUCGCCCGGCUGAGCAAAUGUCUGAAGGCCCACGGCUUGCCCGUCUCCCUGAGCGACCCCAAGAUCCUCAGCUCACCCAACGCCCCUAACCUCAACCUCGACCGGCUCUUGGAUCUCAUGAGCGUGGACAAGAAGAACGAGGGCAAGGUGAAGAAGGUCGUACUGCUGUCGAGGAUAGGCAAAACGUUCGAAGAACGGGCUACUGGAGUCGAAGACAGCCUCAUCAGACGAGUCUUGGCCCCAGCCGUCCGCGUCCAUCCUGGACCUCCCCUGGCCAACAUCAAACAAGUCACUCUCCGAACGCCAGGGAGCAAGUCGAUCUCCAAUCGCGCCUUGAUCCUUGCUGCUCUCGGAAAUGGAACCUGUCGUCUCAAAAACCUCUUACACUCUGAUGAUACUCAAGUGAUGAUCGAUGCCCUCGAGGAAAUGAAAGGCGCUAGUUUCUCAUGGGAAGAUAACGGUGCCACACUGGUCGUUUCUGGCGGAGCUGGAAAGCUCUCGUCCCCCGCUAAUGGCAAGCACGUGUACCUCGGCAAUGCGGGUACUGCUGCCCGAUUCUUAACGACCGUCUGCUCCCUCGUCAGAUCUCAUGCUUCGACUCAAAGCUCUACAGUGAUCACAGGAAAUGCACGGAUGCAAGAACGUCCGAUCGGGCCUCUUGUAGACGCCCUACGAACUAAUGGGGUUCCCAUCGAAUACCUCCGUAACGAAGGCUGUCUGCCUCUACGGAUAAGCCCCGAGGAUGGCUUCCCCGGCGGCGUGAUCGAAUUGGCGGCCUCCGUCUCAUCCCAAUACGUUUCUUCGGUCUUGCUCUCAGCCCCAUUCGCCCAAGCUCCCGUGACACUCUCUUUAGUCGGAGGUACUGUGAUCUCACAGCCAUACAUCGAUAUUACGAUUUCCAUGAUGUCUACUUUUGGAAUACACGUCGAGCGUGUCAAAGAUCCAGCGACCGGUCUUCCAUCAAACACCUAUCGAAUACCUAACGGCGUUUACAAAAACCCCUCGGUUUACGAGAUCGAGAGCGAUGCAAGUAGUGCAACAUAUCCGCUAGCAAUGGCCGCCUUGAAUGGCCUUAGCUUAACGUUGGAAACAAUCGGCUCAGGCUCCCUCCAGGGCGACGCUCAAUUUGCUAAAAAAGUGCUAGAACCGAUGGGAUGUCAGGUGAUUCAGACCGAGAGGGAGACCAAAAUCAUCGGACCAAGCGCCGUCUCCGACUUGCGACAACUGGGGGAGAUUGACAUGGAGGAGAUGACGGAUGCUUUCUUGACUGCUUGUGUUGUGCUUGGUGUUGCCGUCCAGCCCUCGAAGAAAGAAGGGAAAAAGUCGACAAGGAUCGUCGGAAUCGCCAACCAGCGGGUCAAGGAAUGCAACCGGAUCGCAGCCAUGGUGGCCGAGCUAGGCAAGAUGGGUAUCCACGCUGAAGAGCUCGAUGAUGGGAUCGAGGUUUUUGGUACAUCGGUGGAUGCGCUGGCCAAAGCUGGCAACGAUGAAGUCCGAAUACACUGUUAUGAUGACCAUCGAAUCGCCAUGGCUUUCAGCGUCUUGGGAACGGUCCCUGGCGGGAAAGGGCUGGUCUUGAACGAGAAGCGCUGUGUCGAGAAGACUUGGCCCAGCUGGUGGGAUGACCUUUCGACCAAAUUCGGCAUUCAGCUCGAUGGCGUCCCUGGUCCUGAUAAGCUACCUACUACAGCUCCAGUGGUCGCAUGGGAAGCCAAGAAACCAGAAACCCCUUCCAUUCUCUUGUGUGGAAUGAGAGGAUCGGGCAAAUCCUUCUCGGGCCAAGUAGCGGCCAGUACUUUAGGCUGGCCACUCAUCGACACGGAUCUGUACUUUCAAGAAAAAUACGGCUGCACGAUUCGCGAGUUUAUUCAAAAGAAUGAUUGGCCACGCUUUCGAGAAGAAGAGUGUGCGGUACUCGAAGAAAUCUUGAAGGGAUUCCCUUCUCGCCAUGUCAUCUCACUCGGUGGAGGGAUCGUAGAAACUGAGAGAGGGAGAAAGAUUUUGAUCGAUUAUGCAAACUCCAAAGGCCCGGUGGUUGAGAUCAUCAGACCGGUAGAACAAGUGAUUGCCUACCUCAACGAAGAUGGCAAUCGACCUAGCCUGGGAGAAUCGAUUGAACAGAUCUGGGCGCGUCGAGAACCUUGGUAUCGACUCUGCUCGAACUCGGAGUACUUCAACCUCGUUCACCCCACUGUUGACCAUGCGCUGAUCACUGAAGUCCAACAAGCCAAACGGGCCAUGCGACAAUUUUUCCGGUUCAUCACUGGAGUCGACACCAACCAUGUCUCACUCAAUCCGCCGGUCCCCCGGAACACACAUUUCCUUUGCCUCACAUUCCCUUCGCUGAGCCCUUGCCGAGAAGAAGACGUAGCCAGCCUCGAUCGCUUUGAAGAACUUACCGUUGGAUGCGAUGCAGUCGAGUUGAGGGUAGACCUGCUAUCGACAUCCGGGAGAGCGCCAACGAGUCCAUCGAUUCCGCCCAUCGAAUUUGUGGUCAAGCAAGUCGCGGCGCUGCGCAGACUAACCACUCUGCCGAUCAUCUACACGGUUCGAACCUGCUCGCAAGGCGGGAUGUUCCCGGACGGCCAACCCGAGGAAUGGUGUAAAUUGGCUGUAAUGGGCUUCAGAACUGGCUGUGAAUAUGUGGACAUCGAGCUGGGACUUUCGCCGGAGCAGAACAAGGCGCUUUGUAGUCAGAAGGGCCAUUCGAAGAUCAUCGCCUCCUACCACGACUUUUCUGGUCGUUUGAAGUGGGACUCCAGCGAGAUGGUUCAACGUUACCAUCAGCUGAGGGCCUACGGCGACUUGGUCAAGCUAGUCUCUCGGGCAGCCGACGGACUGGACGACAACCUGGCGAUGCUCGAGUUUAGGAAGAAACAUGCCAGCCUCCAGAAGGACCGGCAGUCACUCAUCACGAUCAACAUGGGAAGAUCUGGACAGAUGUCGCGAAUCCUUUCGCCAGUUCUCAGUCCGACCACUCACCCAUUAUUGCCAGGUCCCCCAGCUGCACCUGGGCAGCUGUCCUUCCGUCAGAUUCAAGCGGCCCAGGGAUUGUUGGGACAGAUCAUCCCCAAACAGUUUUGGCUGUUCGGAGCUCCAAUCGGUCAAUCACGCUCACCCUUGAUCCAUGGAACUGGUUUCGAUAGCCUGGGUCUUCAAGGUUAUCGGUAUGAGAAGUGCGAGACGAGCUCGGUGACUGGCAGUACGGUCCUGGAGAAGAUCCAUGCGAGCGACUUUGGAGGGGCAUCCGUGACGAUUCCCCUGAAGGUGGAAAUCAUCAAGCAUCUCGACCAGUUAACGCCCGAUGCCCAGGCGGUUGGAGCAGUAAACACGAUUGUCCCCGUCACCCAACGAGAUGGGAAAGUGAAGUUGCUAGGCGCCAACACGGAUUGGGAAGCGAUCAAGACGAAGAUCGAGGCCAAUCUCCCGGCCCAGCAAGCCUUAGGACUAAUCACUCCGGGCCAACUGGUCAGAGCGGCAGGGGUGGUCAUCGGCGCGGGGGGGACAGCCCGUGCGGCGGUGUAUGCGCUCCAUUCGCUGGGGUACGAGCAGAUUUAUAUCCACAACCGGACGCGCUCGAAAGCGGAAGAGGUGGCCAAGGCGUUCCCUCGUUACUUUGGGAUCCGGGUGAUCGACAGUCUAGGUUUCCUCUGUUCGGGGGAGGAAGGGGUGUGGCAGCCGUCGGCGAUCGUCUCGGCCGUGCCUGCCCAUGCCGUCCGCUUAUCCAGCGACCCGCCCUCCUCCUCAGACACGCUCGAGAUCCCCCAUGGCCUCUUCGACAGACCCGGCGGCGGCGUUGUCAUCGAGAUGAGCUACUCCCUCGGUAACCUCUCGCCCCUCCUCAGAGCCGUCCAGGACAAAGUCGGCUGGAAAGCCGUCGACGGACUCGAGCUUCUCGUCGAACAGGGCGCCAGACAGUUCCUCCUCUGGACUGGUAAACGCCUCUCCAUGAACGCCGUCUCCCAGGCCGUCUAUCAGGAUGCUUCUUCCGAUUAG